AUUAAAUUUUAUUAUAAUUAAAGGGUUCGCCCUUCUUUCGCCUAGUCGCUAGAAGACGCUAUCAUACGCCCAAAGCCGGCGUACGGCAAGAAGAAAUGCAAUGCGCUAGAGAUGGCGUUCGUUUUUCCCGUACGUUUCCCUUAGCCAGAUGGUUGUGUGCCCCUCGCCACUCUUCCACCAAUCUCUUCGUUGGAGGGCUUUCCUAUGACACCAAUGAAGCCGUUCUAAAGGAUGCUUUUGGACAACAUGGUGAGAUAAUUGAAGCUAAAGUUAUAUGUGAUCACGUGAGUGGGAGAUCAAAAGGAUAUGGGUUUGUGCGGUUCACUUCUGAAACUGCAGCCACCACAGCUCUAAAUGAAAUGGAUGGUCAGUCAUUAGAUGGCAGAAAUAUUCGAGUGCACUAUGCACACCGGGGAUGAAUGCAUAAAUUUCAGGCAUUCACUUGAUGAAGUUGUAAACAAUGGUACCUGAAGAAUAGGUCAUCUUUUAUGCCUUUGAAUUGGAAAAAUUGAGUCAAAGGUUACUGUUUCUUUCUAAAUAUCAAUCAGCUCUCAUUAUUUGUUUUGCCACUUCUCACCAUCUCAUGUUUUUAAAGUUUCACUUCUCAACAUCUCAUCUAGGAGUCACACCUGUCAGAAAAUGUGAUUCACCUACUCAAUGUUGUAUUUCAUUCUAAUUGAAGUAUGAUUUUUUUUUUUGCCUAGCUCCAAGAGUCGGCCACACUUCUAUGGCCAUUUUUUUUAACGUUAUUAGGGUGAGAUCUUGGGAGUUAAUGAUGUAUCAUGUUCUUCACAUAUUUCCGCACCUGCCAUGCAUUAUGUGUUCACCUUGGUGAUAAUGUUUGAUGUAAGAGAAUCUUAUCAUUGUUGUCGUCAUUUUUGUUGGCUCUGGUCGUUGGAAAGGAGAUAGGAGCGUAUUAUCGUAAAUGUCAUUUAGUUUGCCUUAUGCGUGUAUCUAUAUGUAGGUAAGCAGUUAGCAUCCCGCCAUCUCAUGGUUGCAUCUCCAAGGCUCGAUCUGUGUCAACAGGAAAUGAUAAACCGGAUGCUAUUAAAGGUUGUGUUGAUAGAUUUUUCAAUGUUGCAUGCUGUUGAGUCCUCAGCAUGUUACAAAGUCUUGACCAAGCUGUUUCCAAAAGGCAGUAUACUUUCAGAAAAAAAGGAUGAUGAUUUUCUUUCAUUUCUUGAGGAUUGUAUAGUUGGGUCAAGUUCCCUGUUCCCCCUGUUUCCCGUCCCUUUUCUAAUAAUUCCUAAAGAUUGCAUCGGAAACAAUUUUUGAAAGAGUAUCCAACUCAAGGGAUGAAUUAAAAAAAAAUUAGUAGAAAGAAAGGAAAGGGCAAAACAACUUUUUAUCAGAAAGUUAGAAAGGGUUCGGACAUCAAGCAGGAAUGAUUUGGAAGUUGCAGAAUGAUUUAUUAUAGUAGUUUUUUCCCCUCUAAAGUACAAAUCCAAAUUCUUUUUUAGGUGAGGGUUUGAGCGAAGCUCAAGGUUUCUUUGGGGCUUUAAGAUUAUAGAAGUACUGCAUGCUUUUCCGAGGUUAAGCAUUUUCCAUUUCUACCAUAUUUAUUGUAGAGUCACUUUUUGCUUAUUUGAGCAGGGAGAGUGGAGGUGCAGGCAAUUAGAGUGGUGUUAGGAGCAAGUGGGUCUAUAUGUAGUUAACUGAUGUAUUCCUUCUGAAAUUAAGCGAGAUUUUUGUUAUGAUCA
Molecule: messenger RNA, 1700 nt
Organism: Juglans regia (Persian walnut)
Lineage: Eukaryota; Viridiplantae; Streptophyta; Magnoliopsida; Fagales; Juglandaceae
Product: glycine-rich RNA-binding protein 2, mitochondrial-like
Exons: 5
Coding region: 96-419 (107 amino acids)
Molecular function (GO): RNA binding
Source: RefSeq, a predicted model, not a curated record